Diaporthe batatas is the source of this 462-nucleotide messenger RNA. RefSeq lists its product as uncharacterized. Gene Ontology annotation, biological process: ATP synthesis coupled electron transport. Gene Ontology annotation, cellular component: membrane. Gene Ontology annotation, molecular function: NADH dehydrogenase (ubiquinone) activity. Lineage: Eukaryota; Fungi; Ascomycota; Sordariomycetes; Diaporthales; Diaporthaceae. The transcript is spliced from 2 exons. Bases 1 to 462 code for a protein of 153 amino acids. The record is from RefSeq and is a predicted model, not a curated record.
AUGGUGUCUGGACCGGCGUCGAAAAAGAAGCACCCCGUGUCUUCAGCAGCCCAGCUCAACUACCGGCCAUCGGCAACAUCCACCUCAGCCCCAGCACUCUCAAAGUUGUCGACCUUUCGAACAGAGUCAACAGGCAGUGGGCCUUCCUUGACCAGCAACGCAGCAACAGCAGCCGCAAUGAUGGUGUCUCCGGUACGGCCCUCAAAGAAGCACUACGACAGCUCCUCGUCAGCGUCCUCCUACGGCUCCUUCUCCUCGUCAGACUCGGAUGUCUCAGCAAGCUCCGUACGAGCAAGCAUGGAGCGCCCCAUCGCCUCGAUCGAGAUCAUCCGCUGUCUCCGCUGCGCUCGCUGCGUCGAGAUGACAACAACCGACGACGCCAGCAUGUACGGCAUGAUCAGGGUCGGCACUGGCAUCUACUACUGCGACAGGUGCGCGAGGAUGACCGGCUACGGCAAGUGA